CUGUGAAAGAAGCCAGAGCAGUAUCUUCUCAGUUAGAGGACUGAGAAGCCAUGGAUUCUAAGCAGCAGACAGUGCAACUAAGUGAUGGUCACUUCAUCCCUGUACUGGGGUUUGGUACCUAUGCACCUCAAGAGGUACCUAAGAGUAAGGCUACAGAAGCCACCAAAAUAGCUAUAGAUGCUGGUUUCCGCCAUAUUGAUUCUGCUGCUAUGUAUCAAAAUGAAAAGGAGGUAGGACUAGCCAUCCGAAGCAAGAUUGCAGAUGGUACUGUGAAGAGGGAAGAUAUAUUUUACACAUCAAAGGUUUGGUGUACUUUUAAUCGUCCAGAACUGGUGAGAGUCAGCUUGGAACAGUCAUUGAAGCAACUCCAGUUGGACUAUGUGGACCUGUACCUCAUUCAUUUCCCAACGGCCAUGAAGCCAGGAGAGAAUUAUUUUCCAAAAAACGAGAAUGGAAAAUUCAUAUAUGAUGCAGUGGAUAUCUGUGACACCUGGGAAGCCAUGGAGAAAUGUAAGGAUGCAGGAUUAGCCAAGUCCAUCGGGGUGUCCAACUUUAACCGCAGGCAGCUGGAGAAGAUCCUGAACAAGCCGAGGCUCAAGCACAAGCCUGUGUGCAACCAGGUAGAAUGUCAUCCUUAUCUCAAUCAGGGAAAACUUCUGGAUUUCUGCAAGUCAAAAGACAUUGUUCUGGUUGCUUAUAGUGCUCUGGGAAGCCACCGUAAUAAGGAAUGGGUUGACCAGAGCUCUCCUGUUCUUUUGGAUGAUCCAGUUCUUGGUUCCAUGGCAAAAAAGUACAAUAGAACUCCUGCCCUGAUUGCUCUUCGCUACCAGCUGCAACGUGGGGUUGUGGUCCUGGCCAAGAGUUUCACUGAGAAGAGGAUAAGAGAGAAUAUGCAGGUUUUUGAAUUUCAGUUGACUAUGGAGGACAUGAAAGCCCUAGAUGGCCUGAAUAAAAAUAUUCGAUACAUAGUUGCUUCUGGCUUCGAGGACCACCCUGAUUUUCCAUUUUUGGAUGAAUACUAACAUGGAGGUUCAUGUCAUGCCUUGUGCCAGAAGUCACUGCAUGGGAAGAGUAUAGAGGAAGGGUACUUUCAAAAAGUGAUGAUUACAUAUCACCCUAAUCCAAGCUUCUGAGCAAUUCCUGCUCUUCUGAUUCUACAAUCUUAAGCAAGAAAGCACAACAAUGUAUAUUUCCCUUUUCUAAGAAAUAAAAGAAUCAUUUUUCUUUAGUAUUUA
This is a messenger RNA of Mastomys coucha (southern multimammate mouse), 1235 nucleotides long. RefSeq names its product estradiol 17 beta-dehydrogenase 5. Gene Ontology annotation, molecular function: aldose reductase (NADPH) activity; androsterone dehydrogenase [NAD(P)+] activity; ketosteroid monooxygenase activity. Lineage: Eukaryota; Metazoa; Chordata; Mammalia; Rodentia; Muridae. The transcript has 9 exons. The record is from RefSeq and is a predicted model, not a curated record. Gene Ontology annotation, biological process: progesterone metabolic process; doxorubicin metabolic process; prostaglandin metabolic process. Gene Ontology annotation, cellular component: cytosol. Bases 51 to 1022 code for a protein of 323 amino acids.